UGUGGCGAUGACCUGCGGCAGGACAUGCUGACGCUGCAGAUGAUCCGCAUCAUGAACAAGAUCUGGGUGCAGGAGGGGCUGGACAUGCGCAUGGUCAUCUUCCGCUGCUUCUCCACUGGCCGUGGGCGAGGCAUGGUGGAGAUGAUCCCCAACGCCGAGACCCUGCGGAAGAUCCAGGUGGAGCACGGCGUGACCGGCUCCUUCAAGGACCGGCCGCUGGCGGACUGGCUGCAGAAACACAACCCCGAGGAGGAUGAGUACGAGAAGGCCGUGGAAAACUUCAUCUACUCCUGCGCCGGCUGCUGCGUGGCCACCUACGUGCUGGGCAUCUGCGACAGGCACAACGACAACAUCAUGCUCAAGACCACGGGCCACAUGUUCCACAUCGAUUUCGGACGGUUCCUGGGCCACGCCCAGAUGUUCGGCAACAUCAAGAGACGCCACGUGGGCUCGAUCCCUGGGCAAGGUCGGCGGCGAGGUGAAACUCUCCAUCUCCUACAAGAACAACAAGCUCUUCAUCAUGGUGAUGCACAUCCGAGGGCUGCCACCCCUGCAGGACGGCAACGACCCCGACCCCUACGUCAAGACCUACCUGCUGCCCGACCCCCAAAAAACCACCAAGAGGAAAACCAAAGUGGCGCGAAAAACCUGCAACCCCACCUACAACGAGAUGCUGGUGUACGACGGGAUCCCCCGGGGGGACCUGGAGCAGCGGGAGCUGCGGCUGAGCGUGCUGAGCGAGGAAGGAUUUUGGGAGAACAUCCUGCUGGGGGAGGUGGGCAUUCGCCUCCGCGACCUGGACCUGGCCCAGGAGAAGAUGGGCUGGUUCGCCCUGGGCUCCCGCGGCCACGGCACCCUCUGAGUCCCCAAAAGUGGCUUCUUUUUUUAAAGUUUACCUUGUGUCAAGGGAGCAAACGCGGGGAGGGUGGGGGCGGUUCGUGGGUUAUUUCUUCCUUUGGGAUAUGCGUAUUUUAAUUUUUUUUUAAUAACGAGUAGCGUGAGCACCGGGGCGGAGGGGAUGGGGAGGGUUGGGGGGGUGUGUGGACCCCUCCCCACCUCAGGAACUGGGCAAUUCCCACUGCGGGGAAUUCGCUCCCAAAGGAGAGCGGCGUGGCGAGUUGCCUGUCCCGUUGCUGUCCCCGUGCACUGGGGACAUCUGUGUCCUUCCCGCCUGCCACCCGGCCCCGGGUGCGGGCUUGGUGCCUGUGGUGCUUUGUUUACAGCGACAGCUCCGUAAACGGACGAAAUGUUUCUCAGGAUCGAGAAUAAUUAACUUUAACCUUUAUAUUAAAAGUUUUAAAUAUUGGA
Molecule: messenger RNA, 1308 nt
Organism: Zonotrichia albicollis (white-throated sparrow)
Lineage: Eukaryota; Metazoa; Chordata; Aves; Passeriformes; Passerellidae
Source: RefSeq, a predicted model, not a curated record